UCCGUGUGACCAGUCACAAAUUUCCUGCCCAGUUUGCACUCGCAUAUAUUGUGCAUCAGAUGAUAAAGUUCGCUAUACUCAACAUCGUUAGCAAUAAUGCCUUAUCCAAGAGUACAGCCGAAAAUAAAUUAUAUGAGUGGCCAAUUUAAAAUAGAAUGUCAGGAACAUGGUCGCCUUCUGCAACAUCAAAUUACGGCCCUCCACAGGCUUUAUGAAUGGUUUGGUGGGGAAAAUAUCAGAAACGAUAUAGCUUUGGUAUGCAUGCCUACCGGUUCAGGUAAGACUGGAAUUAUCGCUUGCCUGCCAUACUGUCUUGGCUGUAUUUAUGAAGUGGACGGUCAACCGCGGUACCCAUUCGACAAACCUAUUCUAGUAGUUGCUCCUGACCUUGCAAUACAAAAUCAACUGGUAGAAGAGUUAACCCUAUUGACGCCUAAAACGCCAUUUUUAAAACGAAGAAACAUCGUCCCGGAUGAUCGGAACGACGUUCUUCCUACGGCGAUGAAGAUCGAGAAUAAAGAUGAUUUGAGUGACCAACAAAAUCUCCGAAACAAGGAAUUAAUCAUCACGAAUGCACAGAAAUUCGUGGGCGAAGAUUGGAUGAACGACUUCGACAGUAACUUGUUUCGCCUUCUCAUAGUAGACGAAGCCCAUCAUUAUCCGGCUGCCACAUGGAAACGGAUUGUUGAUAAAUUUCGCAGCACAGAAUGCCCCGUUGUGUUUUUUACAGCCACGCCAUUUCGAACGGACGGGCAGUUAGUGUUGGGGGAACAAAACGGGACUGGUAUUGCUUAUCAUCUUAAAUUAAACGAUGCAGUUAAUGGAAGAAUAAUACGUGAGAGCAGUUUCCAUGAAAUUGAUGCAGAAGGUGAGCCUAGGUUUCGGAAUCCGGAAGCUUACACAGACGCCGAAAAAAGUCGCGCACGUAAAACGGUUGCAAUCCUCGACAAAGUAAAAGAGUUGCUGGACGAUAAAAGAAGAAAUUUUCGCGAUGCACCGCAUAUGGCCAUAGCUAUAUGUAACAACGUUAAACAAGCACAGCUACUUCUUGAACUUUGGCAAAGUUCCUACCCUAACGAAUCAGCCGAUUGCUACCACUCUAAAAUGCAAAGACAAAGACAAGAAGAUGUUAUGAGUCGACUAAAAGACAACCAAUUGAGUCUGGUCAUUGUUGCAAGAAAACUUCUAGAAGGCUUCGAUCACCCGCCCAUCAGUAUUGCUGCCAUUACAUAUAAGAUUACAUCGCCUGCCCGCUUUGUCCAAUUCGUCGGAAGAGCACAGCGAAUUCUUCGCCGGGAAGGAUAUAUUGAAUCCGAGGAGUUACUCGCCGACAUCGUAACUCACAAAGAUUACAAACAACAACGGAAUUUCGAUAACUUUAAGACUGAGAAACUUAUCGCCGAAGUGAGAGGCGAUGAAGAUGAUGACGACAAUGAUGCGUGAGGACGAUGUUUUACAGUCUGAUAUCUAAUUUCGCCUCGAAAAAUUUGUUCCUACAAUGUUAUGUCUUAUCAUAGUCUAUAUAUCAUUGUCUAUGACAUGUCUUUUGGAUUGUCUAUGGUUAUAUCGAUAGUAAUGAUGAGCAUAGUUUUAACUUUAAUGAUGUAGCUUUAGUAUUUGCAUGUAUAAUGAACAUGAUUUAAAUUUAUAGGAAAAAUUUACCAGGAAAGAACUUUGAAUUUUGAACCUUAUUACUUAUAUAGUUCAGGUUAUUAGGAUACCAUAUCAAUGAUUUAAUAAAGUUUUUUUAUAGGCUUAAUCCUUGGUUCGGGCUGAACGUUUGCUGGAUUAGACUUAGUGUUUCGAUUUGACAAUAU
Messenger RNA from Dendronephthya gigantea, 1817 nucleotides. RefSeq names its product putative ATP-dependent helicase IRC3. The transcript has a single exon. Gene Ontology annotation, molecular function: DNA binding; hydrolase activity; ATP binding. Lineage: Eukaryota; Metazoa; Cnidaria; Anthozoa; Malacalcyonacea; Nephtheidae. Bases 97 to 1443 code for a protein of 448 amino acids. The record is from RefSeq and is a predicted model, not a curated record.